Messenger RNA from Pseudo-nitzschia multistriata, 3105 nucleotides. The record is from the annotation of a GenBank genome assembly. Lineage: Eukaryota; Bacillariophyta; Bacillariophyceae; Bacillariales; Bacillariaceae.
AGUUCAGGAUACCGUACAUGCUAAGCUGGACUUGUAGAGACAAUACACCGCCACAGUCUGCACUGAUUCCUGUCUUUCGUAGCAGUGUCUCAGCAAGACCAUGACCGAAAGCAGACGAGUCUCGUAUUUCUAUGAUGCCGAGGUAGGCAACUACCACUACGGCCAAGGUAAGCAAUAUGAUGGCAACAUCCCGGAAGGGAACCGUUUUGGCCAUCAUGUGGCUGUGUGUUUUGACUCAAACAUUCCGACUCUAACUAAUUGCUCGUCAUCGCUUCUCAGGCCAUCCGAUGAAGCCUCAUCGCGUGCGCAUGACCCACAACUUAGUUGUGAAUUAUGGUCUAUAUCGAAAGAUGGAAGUUUUUCGACCUCGUUUAAUUUCUCCCACCGCUAUGACACGUUUCCAUUCUGACGACUACAUCAAUUUUCUAAAAGUUAUCACGCCGGACAACAUGCAGGACUACAACAGACAAUUGCAGCGAUUCAACGUUGGAGAGGAUUGUCCUGUUUUCGAUGGAAUUUAUGAGUUUUGCCAGCUAUACACCUCGGGAUCGAUUGGCGGAGCAGCGCGACUGAACGAAGACGCCGCGGACAUUGUCAUUAACUGGGCAGGGGGGCUCCAUCAUGCUAAAAAAGCAGAAGCCUCUGGGUUUUGCUACGUCAAUGAUUGCGUUCUUGCAAUUCUUGAGCUACUCAAAAAACACGAGCGGGUUCUCUACAUCGACAUUGAUAUUCAUCACGGAGAUGGAGUUGAGGAGGCAUUCUACUCUACAAACCGUGUAAUGACCUGCUCUUUUCACAAAUUUGGGGAAUAUUUUCCCGGAACUGGUGACGUCUUUGAUUAUGGACAUGCAGAAGGGAAGAAUUACUCUAUCAACUUCCCCUUGAAUGAUGGGAUGGACGACAAGGCCUAUAGAAGCGUCUUCCGCCCUGUUAUCGGAAAGAUCAUGGAAAUGUUYGCCCCCGGUGCAAUUGUCUUACAAUGUGGAGCAGACUCAUUGUCUGGAGAUCGCUUGGGGUGCUUUAAUUUAUCUGUAAAGGGACACGCAGACUGCGUAAAGUACGUCCGGAGCUUUGGGGUACCCAUGUUGGUUCUGGGAGGUGGAGGGUACACGCUACGCAAUGUACCGAGAUGCUGGACGUACGAAACUUCGGUCUUAACAGGGGAAGAAGUAAAAGACGAACUUCCCUUCAAUGACUACUUUGAGUACUUUGGACCGGAUUACCGCCUUAAUCUUCCGGUGAGCAAUAUGGAGAAUCUUAAUUCACCCGAAUAUCUUGAAAAGACGAAGGUCCAGCUUUUGGAUAUUUUGUCAAAGGUGGAACCUGUUCCGAGUACGCAGAUUCAAACGGGACAGGUAGAAUCCCAGCUCAAUCCCCGCGGGAUGAACAUGGAACUUGAUAACCACGGGGCAGAGGAAGUUGGCCGAAAAGAACAUCCGUCGGAACUGGUAGCUUAAGCUUGCUUUCGAGACCGCGAAGGGAUAUUGAUGCCAUUUUUUGUAUGAUCAUCUAUCAGGGUAUUGAUACGAUGCACAUAAGAGUAAUUCUUUGGUUUAUGAUAUCUUCUUUCCAUGCAUUAAAAACAUUUGGAUAGCAAUGUGCUCUCUCGAAAUUGAACGUGGAUACGGCUAGUAGGACCAACUAUUGCUUGCUCACUYCACACCGAAAUCAUUAUAAGAAUUACAAUUGCAAGGUCAAUCAACCAAUUGUAUCAAGAUUCGGAAGAAAUACGCACUUGCUCAUGUCGCACUGUAUGACYCUCGUCUUUCACUGAUAGUAAUUCCAUAUCUUGAUUUGUAUCUCAUCGACCAUGUGCAAAAUACYGAGAUGGCAUUGGACCUCUACAGACUUUCGACAAAUUAAUCUUUGUAUUUGGUAACAGAGAACUGCUACUACAAACACGAUGCGAGCGAUCUUCAGGAAAGAGAAAAACUACCUGUUAGCAACAUAGAAAGCAUGCAAGAGCCCUCGUUUGCCUCGUAAAACAAAAUAAAUCUAUUAGAAUUAAAUGAUAUUAUAUAUAUAUAUUUACUUCGAUCGAGGGCUUGUUGAUGCCUGCUUCGUCCGUUACUUUGACGUCGUACAAAAGGUCCAUUGCAAAAUGAACAGGAUAGUACGGUGGUAGUAGAGGAAGCACCACUUCGRUUGGUCGAUAAAAGUAAUAAUUYCAAUGAUACAAGUAAUGAUUUCAAAGAAUAUUCACAUAUAACAUGAAAAAGGCAUGUAGAAAAAGAAAGAAGCACAUUUCACGCGCAUCGAAGCUCAAUGGGAAUGGUGAAUUGCUUCGCUUUCAUAAUGCUGGUGUCUGAGCUGGGUGUUCUCAGACAACAUAGGGUUUGUGUUCGUAUGAAAAUAAAGGAGAGAAUUAGCUGCGUUGCAGGGUGUUUUGUGGACGCAAAUAUGUUAGAAUAGACAAGUGGUAUUGGGAUUUGACUUGUUGGCUAGCUGGCUAACGCGCUGGAGAGAUCUCGAAUGAGAGUGGAAAAUACAUUGCUCGUCUUCGUAACAUUGAUCUCAAAUAGACUAGGAAAGGAACCUCGCACCAUUCUCAUCAUCGUCGUCGUCGACAACGAUGGCUUUUCGACCACCUCUACUGUCUUGAACUUGGUUGCCCUUCCGUAAAACAGAAUUGUUGUUCCUCGAAUCGAUACCACCGGUAUCCAAAAGGUCGGCCGUAGGCACCGCRUUGACGACAUUCUGUGGAGAUUGAUUCGUAGAACCGGACUUGGUUGCAGURACCGUUGAUGGUUCGGCAGACAAGUUGUGGUCUAGAAUGAUGACUUGGUUCUCGGCAUCCGCGGAACAAUGGUAUUGUCUAAUGCUCCGGGCCCAUCGCAAAAUCUUGCUUGCGAGGUUAGCGAUAGAAGUUUUGGGUUUCUGCCAGCGGGCGAUCGACCCACCCCCAGUCGAGUUUUGGUUCAUUCCAUGAUUGUCGUCAUCMAUGGUAGCAAUGGCUUCCCAGGAAUGGAAAUCGUCUUCCACGGCAUGAGUUCGCUGACGAUUGGCAACAACUACAACUCGAGGAGUAGUAAAAUUCUGAUCGUCCAACAGAUCGAUAGGAGGUUGAUUCGUUUGAAAGUUGUUGGGCAUGACCAAUUUGACAUU